Molecule: messenger RNA, 921 nt
Organism: Cuscuta campestris
Lineage: Eukaryota; Viridiplantae; Streptophyta; Magnoliopsida; Solanales; Convolvulaceae
Source: the annotation of a GenBank genome assembly
GUCCAGUAUUCUGCACUCAAUGUCGUCGUCUUCUUCUUCCUAACUACUUUCAGUUUCCCCAGCGGAGAUCAACACAACAAUGGCUUGGGAGCCCAUUUCAUGGCUCAUCUUCCUCUUCAUGGACAUAUCUCUUCUGUGCAUGAAUCUCUACCAGAUUGUGUGCUUGUCGGAUUUGGAGGCGGAUUACUUGAACCCUUAUGAAUCUGCUUCUCGCAUAAACAACCUGGUUCUCAAGGAGUUCCUACUGCACGGGGUCUUUUCGAUUUCGUUGCUCGUCACCCGCCAUUGGUUCUUGUUUUUCCUCUCACUUCUUCCCAAUUACAUCAAUGCAAAAAAGUUCUUGGCGCGACAACAUCUCAUUGAUGUCACUGAAGUAUUUAGGGUGAUUGAUUCGGAGAAGAAGAUUCGGGUUGCCAAGCUAGCCUUCUAUUUAAUUUUCUUCAUUAUUAUCCUCAUCAGAUCGUCCAUUGCAGGGGCAUUUUCCACAGUGCUUUCGGCUCUCCUAUCGAAUAGUGAAGAUUUAGAUGUUCGCUCCUCUGUUCUUGAAUUUUAGAGACUUGACUAUUUGGAUGCUAUAUCCAUUGCAAAUGCUAUCAUCUUUACCUUAAGGGCUGGUAAUAUCAGUAAUGAGAUGUCUGAUUGACGACGAGCGCGAAGAUUUUCAUUUCAGUUUGCUUGGCAGUCCCGUCUUCAGGUGAAAGUCAUUUACCAUUUUAGAGCAGAAGCCUCUGGUCUUUGAUCAACCAGCUUUGCACACCUUCAUCUUCCCCAAUCCCCACUCUUCCAUUGUAGUCUUGACGCUGAAGCUCACCUUCUUCUCUCUUCCUCUCUGUAUUGUACGACACAUCUUUUUUAUUAGUAUGAACUUUAGAAAAAAACGGUUUACAGUUCCAUAUGUGCCAAUACAAAACUUGACAUUAU